Saccostrea echinata is the source of this 1620-nucleotide messenger RNA. Its product is annotated as syntaxin-like. The record is from RefSeq and is a predicted model, not a curated record. NCBI's taxonomy places the organism in Eukaryota, Metazoa, Mollusca, Bivalvia, Ostreida, Ostreidae. Gene Ontology annotation, molecular function: SNAP receptor activity; SNARE binding. The transcript is spliced from 10 exons. Gene Ontology annotation, cellular component: plasma membrane; SNARE complex; endomembrane system. Gene Ontology annotation, biological process: intracellular protein transport; vesicle fusion; exocytosis. The coding region runs from base 167 to 1045 and encodes 292 amino acids.
AUGCGCAACCUAGCGGCCUGACUCAGUAGUAGAAGAUAUACGAAAAUUAAAAUUGUAUUGAUUGCUAAUGAUUUAUCAAAAGUCUCUGCCGUUGUGUGAAAAGGGGAGAAGUGGCUAACAUUUAUGAAGUCAGAAAAAGUCUUGUAGUUGAUUUGGUGACUGAGAUAUGACUAAAGAUCGUUUAGCAGCUCUCAAAGCGGCUCAAAGUGACAAUGAAGAACAAGAUGAUGUACACACAGUCAGCAUGGAACCACCUGGUGGUUUUAUGGACAUGUUUUUUGAACAGGUGGAAGAGAUUCGUGGAAUGAUAGACAAAAUAGCCGGCAAUGUAGACGAAGUCAAGAAAAAACACAGUGCUAUUUUGGCAGCUCCCCAGCCAGAUGACAAAACAAAAGAAGAACUGGAGGAGUUGAUGACAGAUAUCAAGAAAACUGCAAACAAAGUCAGGGCUAGGUUAAAAGAUAUUGAACAAAAUAUUGAAAAGGAGGAGCACUCAAAUAAAACGUCUGCAGAUUUAAGGAUACGCAAAACACAGCAUGCGACACUUUCCCGUAAAUUUGUGGAGGUUAUGAAUGACUACAAUGCUUGUCAAAUAGACUACAGGGAGAGGUGUAAAGGUCGCAUCCAGAGGCAACUGGAAAUCACUGGAAGAACAACAACCAAUGAUGAAUUAGAAAAUAUGUUAGAAUCUGGAAAUCCAGCAAUAUUUACGCAAGGGAUCAUCAUGGAAACACAAGCAGCAAAACAAACCCUAGCAGAUAUUGAAGCUAGACACAAUGACAUUAUUAAGUUGGAAAAUAGUAUAAGAGAGCUACAUGAUAUGUUCAUGGAUAUGGCCAUGUUAGUAGAACAGCAGGGAGAGAUGAUAGAUCGUAUAGAAUAUAAUGUAGAACAAGCUGUGGAUUAUAUAGAAACGGCAAAAAGUGAUACGAAAAAAGCUGUCAAGUAUCAGAGUAAAGCUAGGCGGAAAUUAAUCAUGAUCAUCGUUUGUGUUGUUGUAUUACUUGCUAUCAUUGCAAUUAUUUUGGCUACCAGUCUGGGUUAAUGCUGCAUGUUAAUAUGAAAAAAUCAGCUCACAAACUUGAUGUGGACACAAAUAUAUCCUUGAGAGAGAAUAUCCAUUGUGAGGAAUUACUGCAUGAGACAAAAAAAAAAACAAUAUUCUAUGGCUAAAUGUACUGAUAUUGGUACAUGACAGUGAUGACCACUUUUCAUUAGAGACUGUGUUCAAAGCAACGAUCCAGGGCAGUUUUAACGACUCUAAUCCACUUGGAGAAACUUUUUAAAUUUUAUUGCUGAGAAUAGCUGCACCAUGUAGACAUAUACCGUUUUGUUUAUUUGUCUACUAGAACAAUGACACAAGACAUUGUAAUGUAGCAUGAUAUUUCCUAAUUUAGAAUUUUGUUGUGUGUAGAGACAUUUUUUAGUGCAAGGCUGGCAAGAUUCUAAAUUAGCGGUGUUGUUUUAACUAUAGAUUAUUUCAACCUCAAUCAUUCCUACGUGAUAUAUGAGUAGCACUAGAAGAAACAAUAUAUAUGUGAAUUCUGGUGAAAUCUUUGAACUUCUAUCCAUGAUUUUUUUUUUAUGAAUUUCUUGAAUAAAACAUAUUUAUUAAGCUAA